AUGAGCAGCGGGCUGGUGCUGCGCGCCCCGCUCCCCGAGGACGCCUCGGCGUUCACCCCGCUCAAGCCCGUCACCAUGUCGGGGGAGCCCGGCGAGGACGCCUCCGUCUUCGAGGACAUCAAGCCGCCCGCCCGGGCCCUGGACAACCCUCCCGACCUGGCGCAGGGACGAUCCGAAAUGGAUAAGUACCUCUCCAGCCAGGUGCCUCCCAUCCCCAUGAUGCCAGACAAGAAAUACCGCCGGGAGAGCGCCUCAGUGGUGGACGAGUUCUUCUCAGCCGAGAAGCCCAGUUCCACGCCGUACAGCGUGAACAUCAAUGUGAUCCUGCCCGACACCACGCACUUGCGCACUGGACUUUACCGGCCCCCCAAGCCCAUGACCCCGUUCCCACAGAUCAAGACGGAGCCCGGCACCAGCUUCGCCCAGCCCUGCUCCUCCACUGCGGGCUCCACGCAGACCCUGCCUGACUUCACCAGCGUCUUCAGCAUGCCCCAGUCCGUGGCAGUCAACAACAUCUUCAUCAAGCAGGAGAUGCCCUCUGAGAUGCCGCUGUCCGGCAGCCCGCAGCAAGCCCAGCUUUACCAGAUGCCUCUUGGCAGUGGCACCGCUGACCUUACCCCGCUGACACCCUCCUCCAACAGCACCACAGCCAUCAACAGUCUCAGCGGUGUCACCAUGUCCACAGGUAACGCCAUGUCCAGUGUGCUCCACAGACCUGUCCAGCCAGGAGGGCCAGUUAAGCAGUACCCACAUGUCUCCCAAGGACAGGGAAACUUCAACAUCUCAGGGCAGUUCUACCCCGUGCCGGGGGUGAACCUGCCCCCUUCGCCCCCCAACUCGCAGCCCGGCAGCCCAGAAAAUCAACCAGAGCUCAUCAACACCAUCUCUCCCCCACCAUCCUAUGAAGCCACUUUUGGACUGAAGCUGGUCCAGUCAUCCCAGGUCCCCCCAGUCCCCAACAGCCUUGGGACCCUCUCCCAAGGGCACAUUGUCAUGCAGCCCCCCAAAUACAACAGACGCAACAACCCUGAGCUGGAGAAAAGGAGGAUCCACCACUGCGAUUACCCAGGUUGCACAAAGGUUUAUACCAAGAGCUCCCACCUGAAGGCGCACCAAAGGACUCACACAGGUGAGAAGCCCUACAAGUGCACCUGGGAAGGCUGCGACUGGCGCUUCGCCCGCUCUGACGAGCUGACCCGGCACUACCGCAAGCACACGGGUGCCAAACCCUUCAAGUGCAUGGCCUGCGGCCGGUGCUUCUCCCGCUCCGACCACCUGGCCCUCCACAUGAAGCGGCACCAGAACUAGGGGCCACCUCCAUCGCCACGUCUCCGAGAGCAGCUGGGGACUCUUCUCCGAGGGGACCUCUCCUCCACUUGUACAUAGGAACAACCCCACGCUGUGAUCAACCGGCAGGGCAGCGGGCGAGCCCCGUCCCCGCUGUUCC
Messenger RNA from Cygnus atratus (black swan), 1447 nucleotides. RefSeq names its product Krueppel-like factor 5. The record is from RefSeq and is a predicted model, not a curated record. NCBI's taxonomy places the organism in Eukaryota, Metazoa, Chordata, Aves, Anseriformes, Anatidae. The transcript has 4 exons. Bases 1 to 1308 code for a protein of 435 amino acids. Gene Ontology annotation, biological process: regulation of transcription by RNA polymerase II. Gene Ontology annotation, molecular function: RNA polymerase II cis-regulatory region sequence-specific DNA binding; DNA-binding transcription factor activity, RNA polymerase II-specific.